AACAGGAGUGACGUCGACCUUCGUUUGCACUCUGCCGCUUUGUUUUCCUUCCCAGUCUCAGCAUGCAGUUCUGAUUCUUAAUUGUUAACACAAAACCUACGUGAUUUACAACUGUUUAGAGUGAUUUUUACUUAGUAAAAAUGGCUCUUUCACCUGAAAUUCUGGGCAUUUUGAUCGCAGUUUUCGUCAUCGCCUUGACAGCUGCCUUCCUAUUUUGGCAACGAAGGCGUACUUCGAGAUCUGGAAUUUUGGUUGUUGGCUUGAACGACAGCGGCAAAACCCUCAUGUUCAGCCAGAUUGUUUACAAUGAAUUUGUGGAUACUUUCACCUCAAUGAAAGAAAAUAUUGGGGAUUUCACAGCCAGCAAGUCUGUGUUAAAAAUUAUCGAUAUUCCUGGACACGAACGCGUCAGGGCAAAAUUCUUCGACGAACACAAACGAAAUGCGAGAGGCAUUGCCUUCCUGGUCGACGCCUCAAAUCUACAGUCCAAUAUCCGUGAUGCUGCAGAGUACUUGUACAGCAUCCUGACGGACCCUGUUAUUGCCUCAUCCGCUCCUUCCUUCCUGAUUGUGUGCAAUAAACAAGACCAAACCAUGGCCAAGGGAAGCGUCGCUGUCAAGAAAUUGCUGGAGAAGGAGCUGAACCUUCUCCGUAAAACCAAAAGCAGCCGCCUUGCCAGUUUGGACAACUCGACCGACAAUGCCGUCUUUCUUGGUCAAGAGGACAAGGAUUUUGAGUUUGAGCAUUUGAACAAAAUCAAGGUGGAAUUCGCCGAGACUGCCUUGUUCAGUGCGGCUAAUGAAGAAGGGGUUCAAAUUGAGCAGGUCGAAGAUUGGCUGGAAAGAGUCUCUGCGUGAAUGUUUUGAUUUUGGGUUAAAAAUCUAAAAAUAAUAAUUAAUUG
Messenger RNA from Cloeon dipterum, 901 nucleotides. It is a transcript of the gene SrpRbeta, whose product is annotated as signal recognition particle receptor beta. Bases 141 to 857 code for a protein of 238 amino acids. The transcript is spliced from 5 exons. The record is from RefSeq and is a predicted model, not a curated record. NCBI's taxonomy places the organism in Eukaryota, Metazoa, Arthropoda, Insecta, Ephemeroptera, Baetidae.